Molecule: messenger RNA, 2087 nt
Organism: Humulus lupulus (European hop)
Lineage: Eukaryota; Viridiplantae; Streptophyta; Magnoliopsida; Rosales; Cannabaceae
Product: AAA-ATPase At4g30250-like
Exons: 1
Coding region: 424-1944 (506 amino acids)
Molecular function (GO): ATP binding; ATP hydrolysis activity
Source: RefSeq, a predicted model, not a curated record
GGCAAUUAGAAAAAGCAAAAGAGAAGAGUAGCGGCUUCACCUUUACACUUUAUCUGCGCUUAGCUAGCUUUAUUUAUCUUUGCCGGUGCCCUUUGCUUCUCUUUCAGCACCUAAAACAUUGUCUUUUUCAUGCCUCUAUCUCUCUCUUGUGCUCUGCAAUAUAUGAAAUAUAUGAUUAUUCCCAGCAUCUAAGAAUAAAAACACAUCUCCCCAUAUUCCCAACCCAACUACAUUAUAUACUAAAAAACUGUCUGUCUUUACUUUGUUUUCACAUCUUCAUCAUCCACAUGCACCAAUCUCUCUUGCUAUAUCCAUAUCACACAUGUAAAGCCAAAAUCAUUUAUAUAUUUCUUUUACAUUAAUCAAUAUAAUCCUAUAUAUAUAUAUACCAAAGACAAAAAAGUAUAGUAAUAGUAGUGAGAUAUGGAGAUUUUGUCACAGCUUUGGUCCUUGCUAGGCCUUCUCACCGUUCUCCAAAAUGUGUUACCUUCUCAACUACUCUCCUUGCUCCACUCCCUCUACGAGUCCCUCCAAGACCUACUCAGCCCUUACUCCUACCUCGAAAUCCCCGAGUUCAACGGCUAUUGCGGCGUCGAACUCAACGACCUCUACCGCCACGUCACGCUCUACCUCAACGCCGUCGACCCCUCCGCCACCACCUGCCGCCGUCUCACGCUCACCCGCUCGAAGUCCUCCACGCGCUUCUCCUUCGCGGUAGCCCCCAAUCACUCUGUCCGUGACGUCUUUGCUGGCCACACUCUCUCAUGGACUCACCACGUCGAUGCAGUCCCUGACUCCCUCGAAGAACGGCGUAGCUUCGUCCUUAAGCUCCCAAAACGACACCGUCAGGCACUUCUUUCUCCAUACCUAGACCACAUCCUUGUGAAAGCCGAGGAGUUCGAGCGUGUGUCUCGUGAGAGGAGACUCUUCACCAAUAAUGGCCACGGUUCUUACGACUCCGGCUGGGUCUCUGUUCCGUUCCGUCACCCUUCGACGUUCGACACAUUAGCUCUCGAACCUCAAUUGAAAAAACAGAUAACGGACGAUCUAACGGCGUUUUCUAACGGCAAAGACUUUUACCACAGAGUUGGCCGUGCAUGGAAGCGAGGGUAUCUCCUGCACGGUCCCCCCGGCACUGGUAAAUCGAGCUUGAUUGCUGCCAUGGUGAACUACCUCUGUUACGACGUGUACGACCUCGAGUUGACCAAAGUCUCGGACAACUCCGAGCUCCGAGCUCUACUCAUACAAACAACGAACCGUUCGAUCAUCGUGAUUGAAGAUAUCGACUGUUCGGUUGAUCUAACGGCUGAAAGAGGUUCCAAACCUCGAAAGAGAUCUCAGCCAUCGAUAAACGGUCACGAUGAUGAAGAGCAGAGAGGGCGGGUCACUCUCUCGGGGCUCCUAAACUUCACAGACGGGCUUUGGUCGUGCUGUGGGGAAGAGAGAAUCAUAGUCUUCACCACAAACCACAAGGUCAACGUUGACCCGGCUCUGCUCCGAUGCGGCCGUAUGGACGUCCACGUCAGCCUCGGCGCGUGCGGACCCGCUGCUGUCCGGGCAUUGGUGAAGAACUAUCUGGGGUUGGACUCCCACGCGCUGAUGGAGGUCGUGGAUAACUGCUUGAGAACGGGCGGGGCCCUGACGCCGGCGCAGAUCGGAGAGAUACUGCUGAGAAAUAGGGGAGAAGCUGACGUGGCAAUGAAGGAGGUGGUGGCGGCAAUGCAGGCCAGGAUAUUGGGUGGACGUAGAGAACAGGUGAAGGAUAGUCAAUAUUGCGAGGUCGAGGCCGGGGCCGGGGCAAGGUCACCGGAGAGUGUCCUUCUUAGAGGAUCGCCGGAGAAUUGGGUGUCGUCUCCUGGGAAGAAGAGAAAGAUCAAGUUUCUGGUCAGGCUAAGAUCUUUGACAAAGUCGGAGUCCGGUAGAAGAGGUGUGCCUGACCAUUGACGUGAGGCCUCGAUCUCUAGCUAGAUGACCUUUCACUUACUUUGUAAUACUCAAUUCGAUGGAUUUUUUUUUUUCACUUUCAAAGUUUAAAAAUAGUCUAUUAGGUUUUAUGUAAUUGAACCAUUUGAUUAUUUGACCUCUUU